This is a messenger RNA of Komagataella phaffii GS115, 3570 nucleotides long. Its product is annotated as putative U3 snoRNP protein involved in maturation of pre-18S rRNA. The record is from RefSeq and is a predicted model, not a curated record. NCBI's taxonomy places the organism in Eukaryota, Fungi, Ascomycota, Pichiomycetes, Pichiales, Pichiaceae. Bases 1 to 3570 code for a protein of 1189 amino acids. The transcript has a single exon. Gene Ontology annotation, cellular component: small-subunit processome; UTP-C complex; CURI complex. Gene Ontology annotation, biological process: rRNA processing; tRNA export from nucleus.
AUGAGUAAAAGAAGAAUAGAUGAGUUAUCCAAUGGGGAAUCACACAUUUCCGAUGCGGAUAAUGAGUCAGCUUCUGCUCAGACAGCAGAGAUUGCUCAACAGAUGGUUCAUUAUGAAGAUGAUGCGGACCAACCUACGAGUGAACCCCGGCAGAAGAAGUCCACUGUGGCGAACCUUUCGGCUCAGGAUAUUCAGAUAGCAAGGGAGACAGCCGAGUUAUUCAAGUCUAACAUUUUCAAAUUACAGAUUGAUGAAUUGGUGAAGAACUUAAAAAUCAAAGACUCUCACAUCAAAGUGAUAGAAAAAGUAUUACACAGGUUACACCAUAUCAUUCAGCAGGUCCCAGAAGUGGAAAACUUGACGCUGAAAGAUGUUGAAUCUUAUUUUCACGUUUCUAGCAAUAAGGUGGCCGUGCCUUUCCCCGAUCCUAAACCAUUUCAUCCUAACUAUAAGUUUUCAUUCCUGCAACCCUCUGAUGUGUCUUUGAUUGGAUCUUUUGGUCUGAAAACUGCCAUUCGACAACCAGAAGGCAGUGUCAUUGAUAUGUCAAUUACUAUGCCAUCAAAAUUGUUUCAUUCAAAGGACUAUGUAAAUUAUCGUGCAUUUCACAAGAGAGCCUUUUAUAUUGGCUACCUGGCUGACCAACUUGUAACACUAUCCCAAGAGCACUACCUCCCCAUUAAGAUAUCAUAUGAAUAUGUUAAUGGUGAUAAACUAUGUCCAGCUAUACGCGUUGAAAGCAUCACUCCAGACCAACCUAAUCCUGAACAUCUGGUUUUUGAGAAAACCAAGUUCUCCAUCCGAAUUAUCGUAGGAUUUGAACUGGGUCUCUUUGAAGGAAAGAAACUACUUCCAGAUAAGAAUUGCAUAAAAGUUCAGUCUCCAACAGAUCAAGGAUCGAAAAUGUAUGGCGAUCACGACAGUAUACAACUCACCCCAACUCCAUUGUACAAUUCUUCUCUUUUGUCUUCUACAACAUAUUCGCACUACUUAAAGCUGUUGUAUACAGCAAAGAAAACCACAGAGAGCUUUAGGGAUGCUUGUGUACUUGGAAAACUAUGGUUACGACAAAGAGGCUUUUCGUCACAUUUCAAUGAAGGUGGAUUUGGUCAUUUUGAGUUCGCCAUACUGAUGACUGCAUUAUUACAAGGAGGUGGACUCACUAGUAACAAGAUUUUGUUACAUGGAUUUUCAAGCUACCAGCUUUUCAAGGGAACGAUCAAGUAUUUAGCGACCCAAGAUCUUAUGGACGAAGGUUAUCUUUCUUUUACUUCUGCUAUUGGAGAGACGUCAUCUAAAUACAAGCCUGAUGGGUUCCAUGUUCCCACAAUUUUCGAUAAGAACACAAAAAUAAAUAUCUUAUGGAAAACCACUAAAUGGUCAUAUGAGACUUUACGAAGACAUGCACAGCAGACCCUUGUGGCCUUGAAUGAUUUAGUGUAUGAUAGAUUUGACUCCGUCUUUUUGCAACAAUGCAGAACACCCAGCUUAACUUACGAUUUAACGAUCAAAAUACCAUUGGCAGAAUUGGAUCAUGAGAAAAAUUUUGGUCCUCUGGAGAAGAUCUCAUUUAUUUCAUUUGAGAAUUUCAUAAAGAGUAAGAUAUACGCCAUUUUGAAAAGAGGAUUAAUGGACCGUGUUACGGAUAUCUCCAUUUGGAUAGAAAACUUGAUAACGACAUUCUCAAUUCAUAAACGUAAGGCCGGAGGACCUUCCGAGGGUAGAAACAUAGUCAUUGGACUCUUGUUGAAUCCACUGGAAUGCGAGAGAUUGGUUACUAAAGGCCCGGACAACGAAGACGAGGUCAAUGGAGCGAAGUUCAGACAGUUUUGGCAGUCGAAGGCCUCUUUGCGAAGAUUUAAAGAUGGUACCAUUCAAAAUUGUUGCAUAUGGGCAAGCUCAUCGUCAGAGCCUGUAGUCCUGUCGAUCAUAAAAUUUCUUUUCGAUUUACAUCUGUCAUCUAAUACCGAGACAAGCAUUUCAAGCCACUUAGUCAGCAAUAUCUCCGAGUUUCAGAGUUAUGUGCCAUUGCCUUCCCUGCCAGCAUCUACAAAGCAAUCAAUAAUCUCAACUGCAGCAUUUCAAAAUUUGAACAAUUCCUUUGAUGAAUUAUGCAAGAUUUUGUACAGUUUGGAAUUGCCAUUAAGAAUCAAAUCAGUUAAUCCUGCCUCGCCAAGCUUGCGUGCGACUUCGUUACUCCAGCCUGUUCCAUUUGCUGUUUCCAAUCCAGAUUUUUUCAAUGAGGUGAUAGUACAAUUUGAAUCCUCUACUAAGUGGCCAGAUGAAUUGAUUUCUCUAGAAAAAACUAAGAGUUCUUUCUUGAUUCGAACUUUGGAGGUUUUGCAAGGUGAAACAAAUUAUCAAGGUUUCAUAACUAAGGAUGAGUCGGUUCCUUUAAACUACGCAGUAACCCUCCUAAACAUUUUAACACCACAAGGAUACGGCUUUAGAAUACGAGUAUUGACAGAACAUGACGAAAUCUUAUAUUUGAGAGCUAUCGAGAAUGCAGACCACAGACAAAGACCCAUCCUUAGAGAUACUUACCUCCGAUUUACUCAGAAAUAUAUUGGAUCCAUGAAACACCACAGAACAAUGAACACACUUGCUUUCCAUUUCCCUUUUUUCUCACCCACAGUUCGAUUAUUCAAGAGGUGGAUGGACUCGCAGCUGUUGUCAGUUCAUUUUCCUCAAGAGUUCGUUGAACUUCUGGCCAUAAAAGUAUUCGUGGACCCAGCUCCUUAUUCAGUUCCAAGUAGUGUCGAAUCAGGGUUUCUUAGAAUUCUACAGUUUUUGAGUCAAUGGAAUUGGAAAGAAGAACCACUGAUCUUAGAUUUGUCAAAACCAGUAGACGACUCAAGCUUAAACCCUACUACCGAGAAUGGCACAAGUUAUAUUGACAAAUUGAAAGACAAUUUAGACGUUCAAACAUAUCAGCUCAUCAACACAAAUUUUGACAAGCAACGUAAAACGGACCCCACAGCCAUGAAAAUGCAGUUUUUUGUUGGUUCAAAGGAUGACAAUUCCGGUAUAUUAUGGACCAAUGAUAUCAGCUUACCUGUAGCAACCAGAUUGACGAGCUUGGCAAAAGUAGCCACUAAUUUGGUAAUGAAAGGUGAACUGAAUCAUAAAAGCAUCAAGCUACUGUUUACUCCUGCCUUGGCAGACUAUGACUUUGUGAUUAAGGUCCAGACAGAAGAUCUAGUAUCCUCUAGUGGAAUUGCAGAGGCCAAGGUUUUUGCCAAUGUGGUUAACGGAAGAACUUCUUAUCCUGAUGAUAUUACCUCUAAGAUGGAUCCUAUCCAAUGGUAUGUGGAUGAGUUGAAUGACAAAUUCAAGGGUCAAAUAAUCUUUUCUACCAAGAGAUUUACCAGUUUAAAUAAAAAGGGAUCGAAUGUCGUGACUGGAUUAUUCAACCCUUCCACAGUUGCAAAGAGGAAGUUCAAAGUGUCAUCGGCUUACAACUGUAAACCUGUGGAGGAAACAGAGCAUGUGACCUUUAACAAAGAAAGUGCGCUUAAUGAAAUAGUAGCCCUUGGAGGCGAUUUGGUGGUUGAAGUUGUUUUGAAGUAA